AUGCGCCCAAAUGCCAUUACAAUUUUUCUAGGACUGGCGAUUUUGGAAGCAGCAGGAUGUCAUCCUAUUUUGAAGCCAACCGCAAAUAAUAGUACAAAUGCGAUCCUUAAUCGCGACGGCACACCUGCGAUUGUAUCUGGCGCUCCCGUCGAUACCAUUUCAGCUGUCGCUGAUCUGCUGGGUGUAGCUGUGGGUAAACUAUCACCCAUCCAGAAACCCACAAUAAUGACCAUGACGACCAUUACCAUGAUUCCCGGAUCAAACAAAAGAGAUACGCCGACUCUCAUAGGAGGAGUUCUUAUAGGAGCACGCAGGGAAGAUUUCCAAUCGCCAAAGGCCGAAGAGAUCAUGAAGAGAGAAUCUGCAGGCCAUAGUCGAGCUGAAAAUUUCAGUCCCUCGCUUACCCUUGAUAAACGAGAUGAUCCAGAUUCAUCGAACUCUGUGCUUGGUCUUUGGGGAUCAUACUAG
Molecule: messenger RNA, 468 nt
Organism: Botrytis fragariae
Lineage: Eukaryota; Fungi; Ascomycota; Leotiomycetes; Helotiales; Sclerotiniaceae
Exons: 3
Coding region: 1-468 (155 amino acids)
Source: RefSeq, a predicted model, not a curated record